AUGAAGGUUGGAGUCUACAGUGCUGCCCUAGGUGCCUAUCCCUUUUGUGGAGGAACUCUCAUUGCCUCCAGAUGGGUCUUGACGGCCGCUCACUGCAUCGUUGAUGCCCUUGGAUGCAAACCCGUCCCAUAUGGUCGUCUCUUCUCCUACCAUGCUGUCACGGGGUAUGAUAUGGCUGUUAGAUUGGCAGACCAUAAAUACAAGCGCCGGGAGCGUCCAGGAUUCAGCGUUCGCGUGGAAGGCGUAAUUGUCCAUCCCCAUUUCUCGUAUUUGGCAGCGCAAAGUGGCUUUGACGUCGCACUACUGAAAUUGAGCCGCAGAGUCAAACGCUCACCACGGAUAGAAUAUGCCUGUUUGCCUGAACCUGGAUUGACUUUUUCCGUUGGCCGUUUCUGCAACUUUGCCGGCUGGGGACAGAUUCCCAAUCCACCCCAUAUGCCCCUCCCAGGUAUUCCAGACACGCUGAUGGAGUUACAGAUUCCAAUCGCAUCGCUGUCCGAAUGCAAAAAGGAAUUUCCCUUUGUGAACCAACACCUGGAUUUCUGUACGGCCGGCUCACAUGGAACACCAUGCAACGGUGACAGCGGAGGGGGUUUGCAUUGUUUCACUCAGAACGGAUCCAAAUGGGUUGUCUACGGCGUAAGUUCUUACGGUGAUAAUAAUUGCACCGGUGGAUACAACGUAUUUGCCUUGACAACAAAGAAACUCGACUGGAUUAUACAAGUCAUGACGGUGUAUGCUUACUAA
Messenger RNA from Dibothriocephalus latus, 747 nucleotides. NCBI's taxonomy places the organism in Eukaryota, Metazoa, Platyhelminthes, Cestoda, Diphyllobothriidea, Diphyllobothriidae. The record is from the annotation of a GenBank genome assembly.